This is a messenger RNA of Solanum verrucosum, 1653 nucleotides long. RefSeq names its product ankyrin repeat-containing protein At5g02620. Lineage: Eukaryota; Viridiplantae; Streptophyta; Magnoliopsida; Solanales; Solanaceae. Gene Ontology annotation, molecular function: protein phosphatase 1 binding; protein phosphatase regulator activity. The transcript has 3 exons. Gene Ontology annotation, cellular component: plasma membrane. The record is from RefSeq and is a predicted model, not a curated record. Bases 4 to 1611 code for a protein of 535 amino acids.
AGGAUGGAGGCAUCUAUGCCCUCUAAAAGGAUGAAGAAACAACUAACGGGGAAACGUGAAGACAGUGUCUUGCAUAGAUUGGCUAGAGCUGGAAAUCUUGUUGAAAUAAAAGGGAUUAUCGAUAACAUGGGGGAUAAAGAAUUGACAGAGCUGUUGGUAAAGCAAAAUUCAGCUGGAGAGACUUCUUUAUAUGUUGCAGCAGAAUAUGGUUAUUGUGAUUUAGUUAAGGAGAUGAUUAAGUACUAUGAUCUUGCUGCUGCUGGAAUCAAAGCAAGGAACGGAUUUGAUGCGUUGCAUAUUGCUGCUAAACAAGGGGAUUUGGAUGUGGUGAAGGUACUAAUGAUGGUACAUCCUGAGCUCUCAAUGACUGUUGAUGUUGCAAAUACAACAGCUUUGCAUAGUGCAGCAAACCAAGGGCAUAUUCAGAUGGUGAAUUAUUUAUUGGAGGCAGAGAGUAGUUUGGCCACUAUUGCUAAAAGUAAUGGAAAAACAGCCCUGCAUUCUGCUUCAAGAAAUGGUCAUGUGGAAGUAGUGAAGGCCCUUUUGAAUAAGGAGCCAAGGAUGGCAAGCCGGACGGAUAAAAAGGGGCAAACUGCACUUCACAUGGCUGUCAAAGGACAAAACCUUGAAGUUGUGGAGGAGCUGAUUAGAGCAGAUGCUAAGUUGAUAAAUAUCAUUGACACGAAGGGCAAUACAGCAUUGCAUAUUGCAUCCAGGAAAGGAAGGGCUCAGAUUGUUAAGUUUUUACUUGGGCAGAACGAGACGGAUACCAAAGCUGUCAAUAGAUCAAAGGAAACAGCUCUUGACACUGCAGAGAAAAUGGGACAGGCAAAUAUUGCAGUCAUCCUACAGGAAGCUGGUGUACAAAGCGCCCGAGCCAUCAAGCCUCAGACUACAAAUCCAGCAAGACAGUUGAAACAAACAGUUAGUGAAAUAAAACACGAAGUACACUAUCAAAUGGAACACACGCGACAGACAAGAAAACGGAUACAUGGCAUUGCUAAACGCCUAGAUAAAAUGCACGCUGAAGGCCUUAACAACGCCAUCAAUUCUACCACAGUUGUAGCUGUACUCAUCGCCACAGUUGCCUUUGCAGCAAUUUUCUCUGUUCCAGGCCAAUACAUUGAGUAUCCAGAAGAUGUCCCACCAGGUCAUUCCCUUGGAGAAGCAAAUAUAGCUCCAACUCCCUCAUUCCUGAUAUUCCUCGUCUUCGACUCCUUUGCCCUUUUUAUAUCUCUGGCAGUUGUGGUUGUUCAGACAUCAAUCGUGGUAAUCGAAAGCAAAGCAAAGAAGCAAAUGAUGGCAAUCAUAAACAAGCUAAUGUGGUUAGCAUGUGUGCUAAUUUCAGUGGCAUUCUUGGCUCUGUCUUAUGUUGUGGUUGGCAAAAAUGAGAAGUGGCUGGCUAUUGUAGUGACUAUUAUAGGAACAGCUAUAUUAGUUACAACACUAGGGACUAUGUGUUAUUGGGUCAUAAUGCAUCGAAUAGAGUCAUCGAACAAGAGGAACAUUCGAAAGAACUCUCUGGCCAGUAGGUCCUUGUCCUGGUCAGCAUCAGUAGUCUCUGAUUCAGAUGUUCUAAACAAUAAAAACAAGAAAAUGUAUGCUAUAUAAAAUUUUGGAAAAAAAAUAAAUAGCAACUCUGUAAAUCCUACC